GUUAAUCCAUUUUCCCCUCUCCGUAUUAAAGAGCGAACACCAUUGAAGCAUUAUCGUCUACGCGAUGGCUUUCGGUACAAUUUCCGUCUACCAAUUUUUCACUCUCGAGAACACCAGAUGACAUUGGCUGAAAAGAAUAUUUUACCUCAACAGCAUCCUCAGUAUUUAGAUUUUAAGAUGGAAUAUGUUAUACCAAAUUUAUUAACUUUUGUUUCUAGAAAUCCAUGGCUAAAUUAUUUUGAAAUACUUCCUUUGAGCUGAGUUUCAUACCAAAGUUUCUCUGUUUGCUGUCUGAAUUAUGUACAAGCUGAUUCUGCAUUCUAAUUAAGUUUCAAUCAAUGAAUUUACAAAAGUGUUGGCUGCAUCUUCUGAUCUUGACAAAGAUAAAACUUCAUGGGAAAAUAAAAUGUAAAACUGAAUAGGAGAAACAUAUAUGCAUAUAUUGUAGUGAAAGGAAAUAUGGAAAAUGAAUUCUGAGAACAAAGUUGAAUGUAAAACAGUGUCUGAAAGUAUUGACUUUCCAGAUGAGAUGCUGAAAGAGAAGAGUAAAACAUCAUACCAAUGUGAUAUGUGUAAGAAAUCAUUCUCUCAAAGAGGCCACCUAAUUACUCACAAACGCAUACAUACAGGAGUAAAACCAUAUCAGUGUGAUAUCUGUGGUAAAUCAUUUUCUGUCAGAAGUAACUUAACUACUCACAAACGUAUUCAUACAGGGGAGAAGCCAUAUCACUGUGAUAUCUGUGGUAACUCAUUCUCUCAAAGAAGUCCCUUAACUACUCACAAACGUAUUCAUACAGGUGAAAAACCAUAUCAGUGUGAUAUCUGUGGUAAAUCAUUCUCGCAAAAUGGUGAAGUAACUAAACACAAACGUACCCAUACAGGAGAGAAGCCAUAUCAGUGUGAUAUCUGUGAUAAAUCGUUUUCUGGAAGUGGUGGCUUAACUAUACACAAACGCUUUCAUACUGGAGAGAAGCCAUAUAACUGUGACAUCUGCGGUAAAUCAUUCUCUCAAAAUGGUGAAGUAACGAUACAUAAAUACAUUCACACAGGAGUGAAACCCUACCAAUGUGAUAUCUGCGGUAAAUCAUUCUCUGUAACAAGUCAUUUAACUACUCACAAACGUAUUCACACAGGAGAGAAACCAUAUCACUGUGAUAUCUGUGGUAUAUCGUUCUCUGAGAGUAGUAGCUUUACUAGACACAAGCGCAUUCAUACAGGAGAAAAACCAUAUCUCUGCGAUAUUUGUGGUAAAUCAUUCUCUCAGAUCGGUUACUUAACUACUCACAAACGUAUUCAUACAGGAGAAAAGCCAUAUCAUUGUGAUGUUUGUGGUAAAACAUUCUCUCACAGUGGUAACUUAACUAAUCACAAGCACAUUCAUUCAAGGCAAAAGCCAUAUCAUUGUGAUAUCUGUGGUAAAUCAUUUUCUCACAGUGGUAACUUAACUACUCACAAACAAAUUCAUACAAGAGACAAGCAAUACCACAAUGAUAUCUAUGGUAAAUCAUUCUCUCAAAAAGUCACUUAAAUACUCACAACCGUAUUCAUAAAGAAGAGUAACAGAAUCAAUCCUAAAAGAUUCAUUCUAUGAAGAAAAGAUAUAUAACCAUGAAUGUAUAUUAAAAAAACUGGCAAUACAAUUUGAUAAGUCUCCUAACACUUUCAUAUAUAACUACAAAUACAUAUACCUUAGUGAGAUAAAGUCGUUUAAAAUAUAAUUGUUGUCUCAGAAUACUCAUCUAUUUUCCAUCUGACAUAUUUCCUGAAGGGAGAAAAGAGACGUUUGAUUUAUUUGACAUUGUGGAUAAAUAACCGAGAAAUGCAUUUUCAUAUGUCAGGGAUCAUGUCACUGUAUAAUUGAUAUUGCAAAUAAAUAUAUAAACCAUGUUUUAUCAUA
This is a messenger RNA of Octopus bimaculoides (California two-spot octopus), 1897 nucleotides long. RefSeq lists its product as uncharacterized. The record is from RefSeq and is a predicted model, not a curated record. Gene Ontology annotation, molecular function: DNA-binding transcription factor activity, RNA polymerase II-specific; RNA polymerase II cis-regulatory region sequence-specific DNA binding. Lineage: Eukaryota; Metazoa; Mollusca; Cephalopoda; Octopoda; Octopodidae. Gene Ontology annotation, biological process: regulation of transcription by RNA polymerase II.